This is a messenger RNA of Morus notabilis, 5545 nucleotides long. RefSeq lists its product as uncharacterized. Lineage: Eukaryota; Viridiplantae; Streptophyta; Magnoliopsida; Rosales; Moraceae. The transcript is spliced from 22 exons. Bases 220 to 4566 code for a protein of 1448 amino acids. The record is from RefSeq and is a predicted model, not a curated record.
UCUCUCUCUCUCUCUCUCUCUCUAGCAAGGCAAAUAUCUUAGGGUUUUCAGAAGAGACCUAAAUGCAGAAAGCAAUGAAGAUUUCUUCCUUUUCUGUUUGAAUUUCUAUGGAGUUUUGUUCUCCGAUGGUGGUUUCCCCGUUUGGUCUUCUGCUAGGGUUCCGAGUCCAAUUAGCUUCAGAAUCAAAAUCUCCAAUCUAAUGACUGACUCUGCCAGUGAAUGGCUCGGCUUCGCUGCUUUCCUUCUCUCCAUUUCGCCAUUUUUUGCUUCUUCGCAGCGAGCUUCCUCGGCCUCGCCGCUUCGUUCGCGGAAUUUUCCAUAACCGAUUUGGAUUGGAACCUCUUUCACCAGGAUUACGCGCCGCCGGCACCGCCGCCGCCGCCGCCGCACGGGCCGUCGGUCUCGUGCGAUGACGACCUCGGCGGCGUCGGCUCGCUGGACGCCACUUGUCAGAUAGUGAACGAUUUGAACCUCACCGGCGAUGUGUACAUACAAGGGAAGGGCAAUUUUUAUAUCCUGCCCGGGGUGAGGGUUCACUGCGCUACUGCUGGAUGCUUUUUAACCGUUAACAUUUCUGGUACUUUUAGCUUAGGGAACUCGUCGUCGAUUGUGGCCGGGGGAUUCGAGCUCGCGGCCAGCAAUGCGAGCUUUUUGAAUGGCUCGGUGGUGAGCACGACGGCGAUGGCGGGAGAUCCGCCCCCGCAAACGAGUGGGACGCCGCAGGGGAUAGACGGUGGGGGUGGAGGGCACGGCGGGCGGGGCGCGUGCUGCUUGGUCGACAAGAAGAAGCUGCCGGAGGACGUGUGGGGCGGCGAUGCCUAUGCAUGGUCGUCGCUGCAGAGGCCAUGUAGCUUCGGGAGCCGCGGUGGGUCGACGAGUAAGGAGGUGGAUUAUGGCGGAAGCGGCGGCGGAGCAGUGAAGCUGGUGGUUACGGAGUACCUUGUGGUGGAUGGUGGUGUUUUGGCUGAUGGGGGUGAUGGUGGGAGCAAAGGCGGAGGUGGCUCUGGUGGCAGCAUCUACAUCAAGGCUUACAAAAUGACUGGUAGUGGUCGUAUAAGUGCUUGUGGAGGUAAUGGUUAUGCUGGUGGCGGUGGGGGAAGAGUAUCUGUUGAUGUAUUCAGCAGGCAUGACGAGCCCGGAAUUUUUGUGCAUGGAGGAAGUAGUUACACCUGUCCAGAAAAUGCGGGUGCUGCUGGGACUUUAUAUGAUGCAGUUCCUAGAAGCCUUAUUAUUGACAAUCAUAACAAGUCAACAGAUACUGAGACUCUUCUCUUAGACUUUCCCAAUCAGCCUCUUUGGACUAAUGUUUAUGUUCGGAACAGUGCCCACGCUACUGUUCCAUUGCUUUGGAGUCGUGUCCAGGUACAAGGACAGAUCAGUCUUUUAUCUGGUGGAGUUUUGAGCUUUGGGCUGCAACAUUACGCUUCUUCGGAAUUUGAGUUGUUAGCAGAAGAGUUGUUAAUGAGCGACUCUGAAAUGAGGGUAUAUGGGGCAUUGCGUAUGUCUGUAAAAAUGUUCUUGAUGUGGAACUCCAAAAUGCUUAUCGAUGGAGGUGGCGAUAUGAAUGUUGCAACUUCCUUACUUGAGGCUAGCAAUUUAGUUGUUCUGAAGGAAUCAUCUGUCAUACACUCUAAUGCAAAUCUGGGAGUUCAUGGACAAGGCCUACUAAAUUUAUCUGGACCGGGGGAUAUGAUUGAAGCACAACGCCUGGUUCUGUCCCUAUUUUACAGUAUCCAUCUUGGGCCUGGAUCUGCUUUGCGCGGUCCCUUGGAGAAUGCGAGUACUGAUUCUGUGACACCAAAGUUAUAUUGCGAAAGUCAAGAUUGUCCCUUUGAACUACUUCAUCCACCAGAAGAUUGCAAUGUGAACUCAUCAUUAUCCUUUACUCUUCAGAUAUGCCGUGUAGAGGAUAUCACUGUUGAAGGCCUUGUAAAAGGAUCUGUUAUUCAUUUCCACAGGGCAAGAACUAUUGCUGUCCAUUCGUCUGGAUCAAUAAGUGCAUCGAGAAUGGGCUGUACAGGUGGAAUUGGCAGAGGUAGUGUUCUGAGCAAUGGGAUUUGGAGUGGUGGUGGGCAUGGUGGUAGAGGUGGACGUGGAUGUUAUGAUGGGACUUGUAUUAGGGGUGGCAUAUCAUAUGGAAAUGCAGAUUUGCCAUGUGAACUUGGCAGUGGAAGUGGAAAUGACAGUUCCGCUGGUUCUACUUCUGGUGGUGGUAUCAUAGUAAUGGGUUCCAUGGAGCAUCCCUUGUUUACUUUGUCCAUUGAAGGCUCAGUAGAAGCUGAUGGAGAAAGUUCUGAAGGAACUAGCAGAAAGGGGAAAUAUGCUGUUGUAGAUGGCCUUAUUGGAGGUCCCGGGGGUGGAUCUGGUGGAACGAUACUUAUGUUUUUGCAUAUAAUUGCUCUUGGUGACUCUGCUACUCUUUCUAGUAUCGGCGGAUAUGGUAGUCCUAAUGGUGUUGGCGGAGGUGGUGGUGGAAGAAUUCACUUUCAUUGGUCAGACAUUCCUAUUGGAGAUGUGUACCAGUCGAUUGCAAGUGUGAAAGGAAGCAUCAAUGCGGGGGGAGGGGUGAGUAAAGGCGAGGGAUGUUCUGGAGAAAAUGGGACGGUGACUGGGAAAGCUUGCCCAAAAGGGCUCUAUGGGAUAUUUUGUGAGGAAUGUCCUGUUGGAACUUAUAAGAAUGUUAGUGGAUCUGAAAGGGAUCUUUGCCGUCCUUGCCCAGCUGAAGCGCUUCCCAACCGUGCUGUUUACACAUAUGUCCGAGGUGGUGUUGCUGAGACUCCUUGUCCUUACAAAUGCGUUUCAGACAGAUACCACAUGCCACACUGCUAUACAGCUCUUGAGGAGUUGAUUUACACAUUUGGUGGGCCGUGGCUAUUUGGUCUCCUCCUUGUUGCUCUCCUAAUACUUUUAGCUCUGGUGUUAAGUGUUGCACGUAUGAAAUUUGUUGGGGUCGAUGAGUUACCAGGCCCUGCUCCCACUCAACAUGGCUCUCAAAUAGACCACUCAUUUCCAUUCCUCGAGUCCUUAAAUGAGGUGUUGGAAACAAAUAGAGUGGAGGAAUCCCAGAGCCAUGUGCAUAGAAUGUACUUUAUGGGUCCUAAUACUUUCAGUGAUCCAUGGCAUCUUCCCCAUUCACCACCAGAUCAAAUAAAGGAGAUUGUAUAUGAGGUUGCAUUCAAUACGUUUGUGGAUGAUAUUAAUGCCAUAGCUGCUUAUCAGUGGUGGGAGGGAGCCGUCUACAGCAUUCUCUCUGUUUUUGUGUAUCCCCUUGCAUGGUCAUGGCAGCAAUGGCGCCGGAGAUUGAAAUUGCAGCGUCUCCGUGAGUUUGUUCGUUCAGAAUAUGAUCAUUCUUGUUUACGGUCUUGCCGUUCACGUGCUCUCUAUGAAGGGAUCAAGGUAGCUGCAACUUCUGAUUUAAUGCUAGCAUAUCUUGACUUCUUCCUUGGUGAAGAUGAAAAGAGAAAUGAUCUUCCUCGCUUACAUCAGAGGUAUCCAAUUUCAUUACCUUUUGGAGGUGAUGGAAGUUACAUGGCUCCUUUUUUACUUCACAGCGAUAAUGUGGUUACAAGCCUUAUGAGUCAGGCUGUCCCACCUACGACAUGGUAUCGUUUUGUUGCUGGUCUAAAUGCACAAUUGAGAUUAGUUCGUCGUGGGCGGUUAAGAGUAACGUAUCGACCCGUCCUUAGGUGGCUUGAAACUUUUGCAAAUCCUGCUUUGAGGAUCCAUGGCAUACGCGUUGCUCUUGCCUGGUUUCAGGCCACAGCUUGUGGUUAUUGUCAUUAUGGACUUUUAGUGGAUGCUGUUGAUGAAGGGAGCAACUGGACAUCCGUCAGAAGUGUUGAUGGAGCAUUACGAACUGCACAACAGUCACAUGCGAAGAGCAUUUUUGAAGAUAAUCUAUCUGGUCAUAUAAGAGAGGAAACACAAUUAAACCAAGCUCACAGAAACGAUGGGAGUUAUACAAGGCCAAAAAGAGCAUAUGGAGGGAUACUAGAUGCUAACAGUUUGCAGAUACUUGAAGAGAAGAGAGAUAUGUUUUAUCUUCUCUCUUUUAUACUUCACAAUACUAAGCCCGUUGGACACCAGGAUCUUGUCGGCUUAGUCAUCUCAAUGCUACUUUUAGGGGAUUUUAGCUUAGUGUUGCUUACGUUUCUCCAGUUAUAUUCAUUUUCGCUGGUGGACGUCUUUCUGGUUUUGUUUAUUUUACCCUUUGGAAUUCUUCUUUCUUUCCCUGCUGGAAUUAAUGCUCUAUUCAGCCACGGACCGAGGCGUUCUGCAGGCCUUGCACGAGUAUAUGCUCUCUGGAACUUGACAUCUUUAGUCAAUGUUGUGGUUGCUUUUCUUUGUGGAUAUGUUCACCAUAGGACUCAAUCAUCAAGUAAAAAGCACCCUAGUAUCCAGCCUUGGAGUAUUAGCAUGGAUGAAAGUGAAUGGUGGAUUUUUCCGACCGGUCUUGUUUUGUGUAAAAUCUUUCAAUCUCAACUCAUCAAUUGGCAUGUGGCAAAUCUGGAGAUUCAAGACCGUUCCUUGUACAGCAGUGAUUUUCAGCUGUUCUGGCAGUCAUGAUAAAUAUUCGACUACAAGAUAAACUCAUUAACAUGCUCUUUUUUUUUCCUCUUUCAUUUGGUUCUCCAGUCACUGUUAUUUUUCCUUUUAGUCUUAUGUUGAGCGUAGGUGAGUGAUUGACAAAGAGUAAAGAGAGAAUUGAAAUCGCAAAGCAAAAAAAAAAAAAAAAAAAAAAAAAGGGUUGGAUAGAUAAACAGAGAUAUUCAAUACUGUAAUCACUUUUCAGCAAUGUGCAGUUGGUUAUUCCUACCAUGUAAAUAUUGAGCGGGUUACCCCACUAUGAUUUAGAGACAUAUUGAGAUGGACACAUUCAUUAUUGUAAUAACCUUUUUUGCCAACACUUUCCCUAUAAUUCGGUCCUUGGUUAACUUUUUGAAUGUAAUGAAACUUUCCUGGGCCGAAAGAGUAAUGACAGUGAAAAUCAUUUUGAUAUGCAAUGUUUUGCCUUUAAUUCUCCUUUUUAUUAUUGUUAUUAUUUUGCUUGUGCAUAUGGUCGCAUGAAACAUGCCAUCUACCUACAGUUCUGCUCCACAAUUCACCCCGCGAUUGAAUCUCAAGGAUAACAUUUUACGCAUCUCCAAGUUACAGCAUCUCUCUCUCCCUGUAAUUCUGUUCUGUUAUAAAUAUCAGGGAUAGAAGGUAUACGCCUCCAACACUGAAAUCCUGGGUUUGCUUAGUGGGACUCUGUAACUUUUUAACUAUAUUCUAAAAGACUAAAUCUUUGUUGCUAGAGGAACCAAAUGCUGGUCUGCUGAUCUCUCAAUGAGAGGAUUGUUCCAAUUGUCUAGAAUCUGAAGUUACCCAAAAAAAAAAAGCACACACACACACACACAAAGGGCCUCGAUGGAAAUGCCGCAUAAAAUUAAGCAUGAUUUUGCUAAUUUUUACAGGCGUUUUCCGCUUGUUGUUUUAUCAGGGCCUUUUAUACACUGGAAAGGGAAGCAAUAGAAUGUUGGGGAAACAACAAACAACAAAAAAC